CCACCAAACCGAGCGGAGGAGGCAGGCAGAGGCAGGGGAUCGCCAAUGGAGCCGGGAUCUCGUCUUGACCCAGCAGCUCCUGCCAGUUGAUUUUCGUCGGUGCCAUCUCUGCCGGACUCGGUCCGCCUCCAUCGAGUUUCAGCUCGAGCCUGGGGGCGCUCCUGCACUGCGAUGAGAGGAUGACCCCCGCGCAGGAUCCCUUCUACAUCGUCAAGGACGAGAUCCAGGACUCGAUUGAUAAAGUGCAAGAUACUUUCCUCCAAUGGAAGCAGACACCUGAAAAUACUGGAGAGUAUGUGCAUCUGACCAAAGAACUACUAACCAGCUGCGAAAGUAUCCAGUGGCAGGUGGAUGAACUGGAGAAGGCAAUUUCAGUUGCUCAGAGAGAUCCAGCAUACUACGGACUUAAUGAGGCUGAAAUUGGGAGAAGAAGGAGCUGGACUAGCACUGCACGUAACCAGGUUCUUGCUUUAAAGCGAAAUGUUGAAGGUGGAAGACAGAAGAGUGUCUUUGGACGUUCAACCAAUCCUUCUGAAUCAAUCAGAUCCAAGAAGAAUAUUGUACAAGACAAUGAUGAAUUCAUUGCUUCAGAAUCUGAUCAGCAGAUUCUCCUGAUAAAGCGACAAGAUGAGGAGUUGGAUGCUCUUAGUGCUAGUGUACAGCGAAUUGGAGGUGUAGGUCUCACUAUUCAUGAUGAGCUUGUUGGGCAGGAGAAGCUUCUGGGCGAGCUUAGCCUCGAUAUGGAAACUACUACAAAUCGGCUUGACUUUGUGCAGAAAAGAGUGGCUAUGGUCAUGAAGAAAGCCAGCUGGAAAGGGCAGAUCAUGAUGAUCGCGUUCCUUGUUAUUCUUUUCAUCAUUCUUUUCGUUUUGGAGCAGGAGGCGAGGAUGUCUCACCGCAAGUUCGAGCACCCGAGGCACGGCUCCCUCGGCUUCCUCCCCAGGAAGCGGUCCUCCCGCCACCGCGGCAAGGUGAAGUCAUUCCCCAGGGAUGACCCCAAGAAGGCUUGCCACCUCACCGCCUUCCUUGGCUACAAGGCUGGCAUGACUCACAUUGUGCGUGAGGUCGAGAAGCCUGGAUCCAAACUACACAAGAAGGAAACGUGUGAGGCUGUUACCAUCAUUGAAACCCCUCCUCUGGUCAUUGUUGGGCUUGUGGCAUAUGUGAAGACUCCUCGCGGCCUCCGCACACUCAACACUGUUUGGGCUCAGCAUCUUAGCGAAGAAGUUAGGAGAAGGUUCUACAAGAACUGGUGCAAGAGCAAGAAGAAGGCUUUCUCCAAGUAUGCUCUCAAGUAUGACAAUGAUGCUGGCAAGAAGGAAAUUCAGCUGCAGCUUGAGAAGAUGAAGAAAUAUGCUUCUGUUGUCCGUGUCAUUGCCCAUACCCAGAUUAAGAAGAUGAAGGGUUUGAAGCAGAAGAAGGCUCAUCUCAUGGAGAUUCAGGUCAAUGGUGGUACCAUUGCUGACAAGGUGGACUAUGGCUACAAGUUCUUUGAGAAGGAGGUCCCUGUUGAUGCUGUCUUCCAGAAGGAUGAGAUGAUUGACAUUAUUGGUGUGACCAAGGGUAAGGGUUAUGAGGGUGUGGUCACUCGUUGGGGUGUCACCCGCCUUCCUCGCAAGACCCACAGGGGUCUGCGCAAGGUUGCUUGUAUUGGUGCAUGGCAUCCGGCUAGGGUAUCCUACACUGUUGCCCGUGCUGGUCAGAAUGGAUACCACCACCGUACUGAGAUGAACAAGAAGGUUUACAAGAUUGGCAAGGCUGGACAAGAGACCCAUGAUGCCUCCACAGAGUUUGACAGGACUGAGAAGGACAUCACUCCAAUGGGUGGCUUCCCCCACUAUGGUAUAGUGAAGGGUGACUACCUGAUGAUCAAGGGCUGCUGCGUGGGUCCGAAGAAGAGGGUGGUGACCCUCCGCCAGUCCCUGCUUAAGCAGACUUCUCGGCUGGCCCUCGAGGAGAUCAAGCUCAAGUUCAUCGACACCUCAUCCAAGUUCGGGCACGGCCGCUUCCAGACCACCGAGGAGAAGCAGAGGCACUAUGGCAAGGUCAAGGCCUAAGCUUGUUCUGGUGCUGGUGCUGCGGUGCAGCGACAAGUCUCAUUUGUCAAAGCCAUCGACCUGUGAUACUCUUGUUACCUUGUCGGACUAAGUUUUGUAGUGGAUGUUUUGGGAACAUGUUCUGGCCUUCUAUAUGGAUUUGUGCUCUACUGCAGACCUGCAUUGUCUAUGUUUUUUGCGUUCUUUUGCUAGUUGAAUGAAUGCCUAAUCUUUGCAUGUAGAUUCUGAAACUGGGGGUGAUUGUCUAGCACUUUCAUUUGUUCGCUGUUCUAAGCUGCCUGCUGCUGGGAAUGUGGACCAUUAGUCAUAUUUCCUAGUAGUAUCUAAUGAUCAAAUGGCAUUUCGUGGA
This is a messenger RNA of Sorghum bicolor (sorghum), 2406 nucleotides long. Its product is annotated as 60S ribosomal protein L3. Gene Ontology annotation, molecular function: structural constituent of ribosome; RNA binding. The record is from RefSeq and is a predicted model, not a curated record. Gene Ontology annotation, cellular component: ribosome; membrane; cytosolic large ribosomal subunit. The coding region runs from base 180 to 2057 and encodes 625 amino acids. The transcript has 12 exons. Gene Ontology annotation, biological process: translation; Golgi vesicle transport; ribosomal large subunit assembly. NCBI's taxonomy places the organism in Eukaryota, Viridiplantae, Streptophyta, Magnoliopsida, Poales, Poaceae.